GGUAAUUGCUCAGUUACACAUUCAGGUCACAAAAGCUAGGCAAGACAGAAUUACUUAUAUGAGUAGAAGGUUGAUCAGAAUUCCUUGUCAGUAUGCGUUUUGUUAUUAGAAUGUAUAAAGAGUUUGCUGUGUUGCUACUAGUUUCAACCAUAUAUACUGCAACUCUAUGGUACCUAGCCAAAUUGUCUUUUGAAACCCAAUGUGAGCAGCUGGAUCACAAUCAAUGGAGCCAACCAACAGAUGCCACAGCUGUAUCCAAUGACUUGCCUGAAACAGCUAAUAUUCUAAAUAAUGUACUACUUGUGAUGGUCAUUUCAACACCCGAGAACAGAGCUAGGAGAGAUGUGAUUAGGAAGACUUGGGUGGGUAGCUAUGUCGAACACAAAAAGAAGUUUGCAGUUAAGUUUGUUAUAGGAACCUUUGAUCUGAAUGCUAGCAAAACAGAGUCGCUGAUUUCCGAGAAUAAGACGUUUGGCGAUUUAUUACUUUUGACCGAUCACCUGGAUUCAUACAAUAACCUCACCAGGAAAGUUUUACAUACCUUUGUGUGGGUAGACAAAAACACAGACUACUCCUUUGUACUGAAAAUUGACGAAGACUCGUUCCCUAAGUUGGAUCAGAUUGAAUUGGAAUUGAAAGAAAGAACUAGCGGAAAACCACUCUACUGGGGUUUGGUUGCAUCACAAAGUACUCCAACAAAAGAAGGAAAGUGGGCGGAACCAAAUUGGAAGUUGUGUGACAAAUACCUGCCGUAUGCAUUGGGAAGGGGUUAUGUAUUAUCUAAAGACCUUAUACACAGAAUUGCUAUCAAUGCUGACGGUCUUACACUCUACAACAAUGAAGAUGUCUCAGUUGGAGUUUGGAUCAGUCCAUUCGACUUGGAAAGAAAACAUGACAAACGAUUUCGUUCAGAGACGGAAAAAAACUGGCAUUACGAUCAGUGCAAGGACUAUCUUCUUGUUCAUCAUCUGUCUAUUGAAGAUGCUGGGAAAACUCACGAAAUAAUGAAGAGUAAAGGAGUUUUGUGUUAAGGUUCUAUAUAUUCCACCGUGAUGAGUUUUCUCAUAAUUAUGAGUGCAAUCACCACCAUCAGUAAUAACUAGUGUUCAAGCUGGCGCUGUGCUAAUGCCUCUCGCCAGCAUUAGAGUGUUAUAAUAGAAAGGUUAAUAAUUUGCAAUAAUUAUGAUUUCAAAUUGACAAAAAAUAGGUGUUAGCAAUUGAAUGAACAUUAAACACAGUAACAAUAAUACAAAUUGAAAAUAAUGUAGAAAAGGUUGGUUUGUGGCUUACCUGGACCUCAACAAAGAAGAAAAUUGAUCAAAAUGUGGAUUCUCUUACACGUGGUAUUGAGCGCGCAUGCGCAUUAGAUCUACAUCCAGGAAUAGGGGUGUGUCUGCAAGUUCAAUCAAUAAUGGCUACUAGCUUCUUUAGCAGCUCUUUCUAACUCUUGUAGCCAACAAAAAGCUAGCGCUUAAGUGCAAGGCUAACUCAUAAGUUGAAUAGAAAGUUUGUGCGAACAGAUGAUGCUAUGAAAAAUUCUGAAGAAACUGCAACAGCCUUUAAUGUGAGUCAAACUAGCCAUAACUCGAGAAAGAAGCUUUAGUUUGCUAAUCCACGAAUCAAAAUCCAAGAGAACGUGGCUAGAAGCCUAUAGAAGCUGUUAGUUUUCGUCGCAUUGUAACCGUUGAGCAGUUAUAGCUGGAAUACACACACACACAGACAGACAGACAGACAGACACACACACACAGUCAGCUUUACCGUAUCCCUCGUGCGGCUACGCCUCGAGGCAU
Halichondria panicea is the source of this 1791-nucleotide messenger RNA. RefSeq names its product beta-1,3-galactosyltransferase 6-like. The record is from RefSeq and is a predicted model, not a curated record. Bases 93 to 1031 code for a protein of 312 amino acids. The transcript has a single exon. Gene Ontology annotation, molecular function: hexosyltransferase activity. Lineage: Eukaryota; Metazoa; Porifera; Demospongiae; Suberitida; Halichondriidae. Gene Ontology annotation, cellular component: Golgi membrane.